CUUUGUUUCUUUCAUGCUUUGCUUUCGUGUGCGGUGAAAAUAAUUUUCUAAUUUAUGAUUAACCUUUUUAAAAGUAAAUUAGUGAAUUAUUAAAAUGCCGGAAAUAAUAUACGACGAUGAACAAUACAUCGAGAAGCCUCCUUUCGUGCCUCCGAUAAUACAGGAGAAUUUAGCCGGAUGGGGCCCUUGUGAAAUGCCGGAGCAGUUCAAAGAUAUGCCAUAUCAGCCAUUCUCCAAAGGAGAUAGAUUGGGAAAAAUAUCGGACUGGACCGGGCUUGCGUUUCAAGAUAAGAAAUACUCCAAUAAAUAUCAAUCUCAGUUCGGUGCUGGUAGCCAGUAUGCUUACUAUCACGAAGAAGAUGAAAGUAGUUUCCAUCUUGUGGAUACUACUCGUGUCCAAAAACCACCCUAUCAAAGAGGUCGUUUCCGUCAGAACAAUCGUGGUAUGAGAAAUCGUCUGGGACAACGCGGUAUGGCUCAGUCUAACUUCCAGAUGCUUAAUAAAGGAUCGAAGAGUCGUGAUAACAGGGGCAAAGGUCAGCAAGUUAUCAAGCGUUGGAACAGACAGCAAAGUCUGCGUUCGCAGAAGAACGUUACUCAAGUGAAAAAUCGCGACGCUUCGGUGACGGUGAAAAACGAUUGGGUUAUGAUCGAAGAAAUCGAUUUCGCUCGGUUUUCUAAGCUUUCGUUACCCAGUGUCAAAGAACCCGAAGAUUUGAUGUGCUGCGGUUCUCUCGAGUACUACGAUAAGACGUACGAUCGUAUCAACGUCAAGAAUGAGAAACCGUUGCAAAGAAUCGAGCGUGUUUUCCAUACAGUUUCCGCGUCUGAUGAUCCACUCAUGAGAAAAUUCUCCAAAACUGUAGGAAACGUUUACGCUACCGAUUCGGUACUUGCUACUUUGAUGUGCUGUACACGAUCGUAUUAUUCUUGGGAUAUCGUUAUCGAAAAAGUCGACGGAAAAUUAUUCUUCGAUAAACGUGACAACACCGAAUUUGAUUUAUUGACGGUGAACGAAACCGCCAUCGAACCUCCCCAGGAAGACCCAACUGGCUUGAAUUCGCCGAAAAAUCUAUCUUUGGAAGCCACCUUCAUCAAUCACAACUUCUCUCAGCAAGUGUUGAAAUCUGGCGAAGCUCCGUACAAAUUUGAACACGAAAAUCCAUUUGCUUCCGAAGAAGAUCCGGCUGAAGUUGCCUCCGUUGCGUAUCGUUAUCGUAAAUGGGAUCUUGACAACGGAAUAAUUUUAGUUUGUCGUUGCGAGUUGGACGGUGUCUUACUUACUCCGAACGCCGAACACCAGUUUCUUACGAUAAAAGCUCUAAACGAAUGGGAUUCUAAGCUUUCCGGUGGUGUAGAUUGGCGUCAAAAAUUGGAUGUUCAAAGAGGAGGAGUAUUAGCCACCGAAUUGAGAAAUAAUUCUUGUAAAUUAGCCAAAUGGACCGUGCAAGCUUUAUUAGCCGGAUCUGAUCAAAUUAAAUUCGGUUAUGUGAGUCGUGCUAACGUUCGUGAUUCAUCGAAACACGUCAUUCUUGGUACCCAACAAUACAAACCUUCGGAAUUCGCCACCCAAAUCACCCUUAAUAUGGAUAAUGCUUGGGGUAUUCUUCGUUGCAUCAUCGAUUUAUGCAUGAAGCAGAAAGAUGGCAAAUAUUUGAUCAUGAAGGACCCGAAUAAGCCAUUGAUCAGAUUAUUCGACAUUCCCGAUAACACUUUCGAUGCGAACAACGACGAUGAUGAGGAUGAAGACGAAGAAGACGAGGAAGAAGCUGGAGCAGAAGAAGAAAGUGGUAACAUGGAGACUAUCGUCGAAGUAAAGGAAGCAGCUUCGUGAAAAUGAGUUGAAAACAUCACGCUUUUGUUUUGUAAUCGAUAACCCAUAUUGGUGAAAUUUUUCAAAAUUUUUAUACCAACUUGAAAUUCAUCCAUAUUGUAGUUGCAAAUACGAUAUUGUUAAAUAUGUUUGUGAUUCACACCGAAAGUUAUUUUGUCAAUAAAGUAUGUAUUUUCGCUACACAGA
This is a messenger RNA of Planococcus citri (citrus mealybug), 2020 nucleotides long. RefSeq names its product eukaryotic translation initiation factor 3 subunit d1 (gene eIF3d1). Gene Ontology annotation, biological process: translational initiation. The coding region runs from base 95 to 1834 and encodes 579 amino acids. The record is from RefSeq and is a predicted model, not a curated record. Gene Ontology annotation, molecular function: translation initiation factor activity. The transcript has 10 exons. NCBI's taxonomy places the organism in Eukaryota, Metazoa, Arthropoda, Insecta, Hemiptera, Pseudococcidae. Gene Ontology annotation, cellular component: cytoplasm; eukaryotic translation initiation factor 3 complex.